Messenger RNA from Truncatella angustata, 4341 nucleotides. Its product is annotated as fatty acid synthase. The record is from RefSeq and is a predicted model, not a curated record. The transcript is spliced from 3 exons. NCBI's taxonomy places the organism in Eukaryota, Fungi, Ascomycota, Sordariomycetes, Amphisphaeriales, Sporocadaceae. Gene Ontology annotation, cellular component: fatty acid synthase complex. Gene Ontology annotation, molecular function: fatty acid synthase activity; enoyl-[acyl-carrier-protein] reductase (NADH) activity. Gene Ontology annotation, biological process: long-chain fatty acid biosynthetic process. Bases 1 to 4341 code for a protein of 1446 amino acids.
AUGACACCGACAACCACCCACCCUGAAUUCGUAGCUGCAGUUAUGAAUGCUGGGUAUCAUGCCGAGUUCGCAGCCGGUGGGUACCAUAAUGCGGAUUCUCUGAGGAAAGCACUGUACAAGCUUCGCGACUUGAUGCCUGCUGGAAGGGGUAUCACCAUCAACGUCAUCUACGUCAGCCCUAAGGCGAUUGCCUGGCAGAUUCCCUUCAUCCGCCAACUCCGUGCUGAAGGAUUUCCCCUGACUGGCAUGACCAUAGGCGGUGGAGUUCCGUCUCCCGACGUGGCCACCGAGUAUAUCACGACUCUAGGGCUUGAGCAUAUCUCGUUCAAACCUGGUUCAGUCCCAUCGAUCCGACAAGUCAUCGAAGUUGCAAAACGAAACCCAUAUUUCCCUGUCAUCCUCCAAUGGACAGGUGGACGUGGUGGUGGCCACCAUAGUGCUGAGGAUUUCCAUGGCCCGAUUCUUGAGACAUACGCAGAGAUCAGAGCUUGUGACAAUAUCUCUCUGGUUGCAGGUUCUGGCUUCGGCUGUUCCGAUGAUGUUGUUCCAUACUUGACCGGUGCUUGGAGCAUCGCUCAUGGCAAGAAGUCCACUAUGCCAUUUGACGGCGUCUUAUUCGGUAGUAGAGUCAUGACUUGUGCUGAAGCAAAAACAUCCCCUGGCGUGAAAGCUGCAAUUGCGGCUGCCGCAGGUGUUGAGGAUAAGGAUUGGGAGGGUACUUACAAAACUCCUACAGGCGGGAUCGUCUCGGUCGUCAGUGAGAUGGGUGAACCUAUCCACGUGGUUGCCACUCGUGGCGCAUUAUUCUGGGCUGAAAUGGACAAAACUAUCUUUUCACUAGACAAGAAGAAGCGCGUCGCAGCUUUGAAUGUGAAGAAGGACCAUAUCAUCUCUAAACUCAAUGCCGACUUCCAGCGCCCUUGGUUCGGUCGCCGAGGUAGCGGUCAAGCCUGCGAUAUCUCAAACAUGACAUACGGCGAUAUCGCCAACAGACUAGUCGAGCUGACCUUCGUUGGCGGGCGCCGCUGGAUUGAUGGAAGCUAUUUCCGCUUAGUUUCAGAUUUCCUCCUGCGCAUUGAAGAACGUUUCGCCCAGUCCAAUGCAGACGAGUCACUUCUUUCAGAGUCUGAACUUCGCACCAACCCCGCUGCGGCCACCGAAGUCAUGCUCCAAACAGUCCCUGCCGCUACUAGUACACUGGUCUCCUCAGAGGAUGCAGACUAUUUCAUCCAACUAUGUCGCCGGCCUGGUCAGAAGCCUGUACCUUUCAUUCCUGCCUUGGAUGAACAUUUUGAGUCAUGGUUCAAGAAAGACUCGCUCUGGCAGUCCGAAGACCUUGAUGCGGUCAUGGAUCAGGAUGCAGGGCGGACUUUCAUCUUACAUGGUCCUGUCGCAGCCCGUCAAACUUGUCAGAUCGAUGAGCCUGUCGCUGACGUGCUCAAUGGAAUUAACAACGGUGUCAUUGAACAGCUCUACAAAUUGAGCAACCAAAAGAUACCUUUCGAGGAGUCCAUUCUUACUUCGGCACCCAAGCUAACAGCAGCCUCUGAGUUGCCUCAGGGCCACAUGGACACUUCGUCCUUGACCGGUAUCGAGGUCCGUGACCUUCUCUCUCGCCAGUCGACCUGGUGCUCUGCUCUCUUCAAUUCCAGAUUCGUAGUUAGAGGCAGCGACUUGGUAGAGAAUCCCAUCGGUAAACUGUUCGAGGCUUUGAAGGUCGACUCGGUCGAUAUCGGACCUAGGUCGGUCGCUCUCUUCAAUGAUGAGAAGCUCGUUCUCCAGGUCUCAAAUAUUGAAAACCAACUACAGGUGCUGCCAUUUACAUAUGUUACGAGCAACAAUAGUCCGGUUUCAAUGGCACUAAAAUAUGAAUAUCGCCCGGAAAAGGGCUAUGCACCAAUUUGGGAAGCCAUGGAAAAUCGCAACGAACGUAUCUGCGAUAUGUACCGCAAGCUAUGGCAAGGCGAUGGAGGCACACUCAAAGUCAGCGGUUCCUCCCACGACUCUGCAGUCUUUGACGAUACCAUCAUUAUAGAUGGGGCUAGUGUGAAGGCUUUCAACCGCGCGAUUGGUUAUUCCAAGGUACAUCGCGAUGAGAGAGUGCCUAUGGAUUUUGCGAUCGUGGCGUCCUGGAGUCCAAUCUGCAGGGCGUUGCUACAAGACCCUAUCCAAGGAGAUGUCUUGAAUCUUGUGCAUCUUUCGAACGCAUACGAGUCGAACGGUAAUGCCAAGUCUCUCGAGGUCGGUGAAGAGAUAUUCACCCGCGCAUUCGUUAGUGCAAUCACUAUUGAAGAUUCUGGAAAGGUCGUCGAAGUUGUGUGUGAGCUGCGGCGUGCGACUGGUGGCCCUAGUGUCGUGACAGUCCGCUCGAGGUUCCUGUUCCGUGGCACGCACGAGAACUUCUCUUCCACCUUUUCGCGUAAAGUGGAAGCCCCUUACGAAGUGAACAUGUCUUCUGAGACUGAUGUCGGUGUCCUUGCCUCUAAGCAAUGGUUCCACUUGGAUGAUAAGAACAAGCUUGAUGAUUUGGACUUGACAGAUCUGACUCUUGAGUUCCAUUUACAGACUUUCGCGAGGUGGUCUGAUAAGUCGACCUUCAAGAGCGUCGAUACAUCUGGAAAGGUGUUCGUGCGAUCUGAGGCGGGCGAUCUAACUCGUAUCGGGUUCGUCAAGCACCAUGCAGGCGUAUCAAACAAUAAUGCGGUUCUGUCUUAUCUCGGUCGAAGGGGACGGGUGGUCGAUGCUCAUCAGAAACACAAGCUUACCGGGGCAGCUCCUGAGGCACCUGCUCAUAUCUCCGCGAUUCGCAUUCCGGCAACCAACGAAGCCUAUUCGCGAGCCUCGGGUGACUUCAAUCCAAUCCACACUUCGCCGCUUUUCGCGCAGCUUGUGGACUUGCCUGGCACGAUCACACAUGGUAUGUACUGCUCCGCUGCUGUUCGCCAGGAAGUUGAGAAGCAUGCGGCUGGUCAAAAUCCCGACAGAAUUCGCAAGUAUGAUGUCUCAUUCGUGGGAAUGGUCCUUCCCAACGAUAUCUUGGAAGUCAGCAUUCGUCACUCGGGUAUGCAGGCAGGUCUCAAGUCUUUCGACAUCACCGUCAGCAAGCAAGCUACUGGAGACAAGGUAUUGGCUGGUUCUGCUCUGAUCGCACAACCUUCUACUACUGUCGUGUUCACUGGGCAAGGUUCGCAAGAAAAGGGCAUGGGCAUGGAUCUCUAUGCUUCUUCUGCCGUCGCAAGAUCUAUCUGGGACAAUGCGGAUGCAUACUUCAUCACACAAUUCGGUCUUAGCAUACUAGAGAUUGUUCGCAACAACCCCAAGGAAAUCAAGGUUCACUUCGGAGGCGUCAAAGGAAGGAUGUUACGACAGAACUACUUGUCGAUGUACUAUGAGACCCCUGCAACAAGUACGCAUGGCAAACCAGAGCGCCGACCCAUUUUCCCCACCAUCAACGAGAAGUCGACAUCGUUCACCCAUUCAUCACCAAAUGGUUUGCUGUUUGCUACCCAAUUCGCACAGCCUGCCCUCACGGUCAUGGAAAUGGCUGCUUUCAAGGAUAUGCAGAGCAGUGGCGUUGUGGAUGACAACUGUCACUUUGCAGGUCACUCUCUCGGCGAGUAUGCUGCUCUGGCCUCUAUUACUGAUUUUAUGCCAUUUGAGAAUUUGCUCUACCUCGUCUUCUGCCGUGGCAUGACCAUGCAAGGAGCUGUUGAGAGAGACGACCAGGGCAGAAGUGCAUUCUCCAUGGUCGCGGUAGAUCCUAGCCGGGUCAGGAAGGAACUAUCCGAUUCCGCCCUACGAGAGCUGAUAACCAGCAUUCAAAGCCAAAGCGGCUUUUUCGUCGAGAUCGUGAAUCUCAACAUUCGAAACGGGCAGUACGUCUGCGCGGGCGAUCUGCGCGGUCUAGAUCUACUGCAGAAAGUAUGCGACGAGAUCAAGGCUCUGCCCAGCUGUCCCAGACCUGCCGACCAUUUCUCGCGCAUUAUCGCGAAGAACGCGUUUGCAUAUAAGAGUGUCGUGCCCCAGGAGGUACAACUUAAGCGCGGUGCGGCAACCGUGCCACUCGCGGGCGUGGAUGUGCCAUUCCACAGCUCCUUCCUUCGCCCUCGCAUGGACGCGUUCCGACGGGUGCUCCAGGAUAGCCUCAACGCGGAUCGUCUGAGGCCGGAGAGGUUGGUCGGAAAGUACAUCCCUAAUGUAACAGGCACGCCUUUUGCCAUUGGCAAGGAGUAUUUCCAGGAUGUGUUGGAGAUCACGAAAUCUGAACGCGUGAAGAAGGUGCUGGAUGAUUGGGAGGACUGGAUGGCUAAGGCUGAGCGUCAGAGAGUCAUUGUGGCGUAA